CUCAUUCCUGCUUUCUCUCCAACAUAAUACCACUUCCUCCUGCCUUGGUGUGUUCGAACGUGCGUGGUUGCAUGCUUUUACGAGGGCUUGAUCAGAUCGAGACGCAGCUUGAGCUCCAUUUGAGCGAGUUUGAGUUGUAAAUUAGGCUGGUGCCCCGAGGUUGUAGGAAUAGGAGAGGGAGUCACGAUGGGCAUAUUUGUGUCCAGGCUGCUGGCGACGUUGUUCGGGGAUAAGGAAGCGCGUAUUCUUGUCCUUGGUUUGGACAAUGCCGGGAAAACAACCAUCCUUUAUCGAUUGCAAGUGGGGGAGGUCGUCUCAACCAUCCCAACUAUUGGUUUUAAUGUGGAGACUGUGACAUACAACAAUAUAAAGUUUCAAGUCUGGGAUUUAGGGGGUCAAACGAGUAUCAGACCGUACUGGCGAUGCUAUUAUCCAAACACACAAGCAAUCAUCUACGUGGUAGAUUCAAGUGAUACAGAUCGCAUGUCCAUAGCUCAAGAAGAGUUUCAUGCUAUUCUUCAGGAGGAAGAGCUGAAGGAUUCUGUGAUAUUGAUUUAUGCAAAUAAGCAGGAUUUACCCGGAGCCCUCGAUGCAGCUGCUGUUUCAGAGGCUUUGAAUUUGCAUACAAUCAAAAACAGACAAUGGUCCAUAUUUAAAACCUCAGCCAUCAAAGGUGAUGGGCUCUUUGAGGGCUUGGACUGGCUCAGCAACACCCUGAAGUCCGGGAAAAAGUAGCUGGCAAACUACAGGUUUGAUGUGGAGGAGUUUGAACUUGGGAAUUUGGCACUUCACAACCAUUAUUGUGCAGUGUAUGGUGGGAUAUUAGAAAGAAUAGAGGUUUGCUGGGGGGUGUGUGGGGGUUGAGUGUAGGAGGAUCCUACAAUCGGUGAAGUGUUGUAUAGAUCAUUUUAAGUAGGCCAAGACCUGGCACAUAUGUGCAUCAAGGAGAUUGCAAUUUGUAAUGACAUGUAGGCACACCCAUGCUGAUUCCGCAUUGUGGGGAACUUAGCUCUAUGUGCAAUUUGUGGUCAAAGCUUUGGACAACGUGAAAUUGUACGAUUGGUAAGUUGCAUCAAUCAACUGCACAAAUUCAUCCAUAAA
Molecule: messenger RNA, 1101 nt
Organism: Physcomitrium patens
Lineage: Eukaryota; Viridiplantae; Streptophyta; Bryopsida; Funariales; Funariaceae
Product: ADP-ribosylation factor 1
Molecular function (GO): GTPase activity; GTP binding
Source: RefSeq, a predicted model, not a curated record